Mesoplodon densirostris (Blainville's beaked whale) is the source of this 5706-nucleotide messenger RNA. RefSeq names its product thyroid hormone receptor interactor 4 (gene TRIP4). Gene Ontology annotation, biological process: positive regulation of DNA-templated transcription. The coding region runs from base 56 to 1768 and encodes 570 amino acids. Lineage: Eukaryota; Metazoa; Chordata; Mammalia; Artiodactyla; Ziphiidae. Gene Ontology annotation, molecular function: zinc ion binding; transcription coactivator activity. The transcript has 13 exons. Gene Ontology annotation, cellular component: nucleus. The record is from RefSeq and is a predicted model, not a curated record.
UAGUCCGGCGCAGGACGUUGAGCUUUUGCACCCCAGCUGGUUCCGGCUGGGGAAAAUGGCGGUGGCUGGGGCGUUGUCCCGGGAGCAGCUGGUGGGCUGGUGCACUCAGCAGUUGCGGAAGACUUUCGGCUUGGAUGUCAGUGAGGAGAUCAUACAGUAUGUUUUUUCAAUCGAGAGUGCUGAAGAGAUACGAGAAUAUGUUACUGACCUUCUUCAGGGAAAUGAGGGCAGAAAAGGUCAAUUCAUAGAAGAGCUUGUAACUAAAUGGCAAAAGAAUGGUCAGGAGCUGAUUUCUGAUGCUCUGCAGCAGUCCUUCAAAAAAGAUGAAAUUUUAGAUGGGCAGAGGUCAGGAGACCAGCUAAAGAGGAGUAGGCGGAAAGGGAGAAACAGACAGGAAGUUCCUGCAUUUACUGAACCUGAUACAACCAUAGAGGUCAAAACACCUUUUGAUUUGGCCAAGGCACAAGAGAACAGCAGCUCCUUAAAGAAGAAGACAAAGUUUGUCAGUUUAUAUACAAAAGAGGGACAGGACAAGCUUGCAGUCCUGAUCCCUGGUCGCCACACUUGUGAUUGCCUGGGCCAGAAGCACAAGCUGAUCAAUAACUGUCUGAUCUGUGGGCGUAUUGUCUGUGAACAAGAGGGUUCUGGCCCCUGCUUAUUCUGUGGUACUCUGGUAUGUACUCGUGAAGAACAGGAUAUUUUACAGCGUGACUCAAACAAGAGCCAGAAACUGCUGAAGAAGCUCAUGUCAGGGACAGAGAAUUCUGGAAAAGUGGACAUCUCUACCAAGGACCUUCUUCCUCAUCAAGAAUUGCGAUUUAAAUCUGGUCUGGAGAAGGCUAUCAAGCAUAAAGACAAACUGUUAGAGUUUGACAGGACUAGCAUUCGAAGGACCCAAGUCAUUGAUGAUGAGUCAGAUUACUUUGCCAGUGAUUCUAACCAGUGGUUGUCCAGAAUUGAACGGGAAGCCCUACAGAAGCGAGAGGAGGAGCUGAGAGAAUUUCGACAUGCCUCUCGGCUCUCGAAGAAGAUCACCAUUGACUUUGCAGGCAGGAAGAUCAUGGAAGAUGAAAAUCCUCUAACUGAGUAUCACAGCAAACUAGAUGAGGCAAUACAUGCCAUUGCCAAUGGAACCUUGAACCAACCACCGACCAAAUUGGAUAGAUCUUCUGAAGAGCCUUUAGGACUUCUGGUGAAUCCCAACCUGUACCAGUCCCCUCCCCAGUGGAUAGAUCAGACGGGUGCAGCCUCACAGAAGAAGGCUUUCCAUUCAGCAGGAUCAGGACUAGAGUUCAGCUCAUGUCGGCAUCAGUUUCGAAUCCAGGACCAAGAAUUUCAGGAAGGCUUUGAUGGUGGCUGGUGCCUCUCUAUGCAUCAGCCUUGGGCUUCUCUGCUUGUCAGAGGGAUUAAAAGGGUGGAGGGCAGAAGCUGGUACACCCCACAUAGAGGACGACUUUGGAUAGCAGCCACAGCCAAAAGACCCUCUCCUCAAGAAGUUUCAGAACUCCAGACUACAUAUCUUCUCCUUCGUGGGAAAGAUGUGGAAUUUCCCAAUGACUAUCCAUCAGGUUGUCUUCUGGGCUGUGUGGACCUAACUGACUGCUUGUCCCAGAAGCAAUUUAAGAAUCAGUAUCCAGACAUGAGUCAAGAAUCUGAUUCUCCAUUUGUUUUCAUCUGCACAAAUCCCCAGGAAAUGAUUGUGAAGUUUCCUAUUAAAGGAAGUCCAAAAAUCUCCGUGUGGAUGACAGGCUCUUGGUGCUCCAGCUAGGCAUCAGGGCUGUGCCUCUGAGGUGGGAGAGCCAAGUUCAGGACACUGGUCCACAAGAGACCUCCCAGCUCCACGUAAUAUCAAACGGCGAAAAUCUCCCAGAGAUUUCCAUCUCAACGCCAAGACCCAGCUCCACUCGACGACCAGCAAGCUACAGUGCUGGACAUCCUAUUCCAAACAACUAGCAAGACAGGAACACAACCCUACACAUUAGCAGAGAGGCUGCCUAAAAUCAUAAUAAGGCCACAGAUACCCCAAAACACACCACCAGACAUGGACCUGCCCACCAGAAAGACAAGAUACAGCAUCAUCCACCAGAACACAGGCACUAGUCCCCUCCACCAGGAAGCCUACACAAGCCAGUGAACCAACCUUAGCCACUGGGGACAGACACCAAAAACAACAGGAACUAUGAACCUGCAGCCUGCGAAAAGGAGACCCCAAACACAGUAAGUGAAGCAAAAUGAGAAGAGAGAGAAACACACAGCAGAUGAAGGAGAAAGGCAAAAACCCACCAGACCAAACAAAUGAAGAGGAAAUAGCCAGUCUACCUGAAAAAGAAUUCAGAAUAAUGAUAGUAAAGAUGAUCCAAAAUCUUGGAAAUAGAAUGGAGAAAAUACAGGAAACGUUUAACAAGGACCUAGAAGAACUAAAGAGCAAACAAACAGUGAUGAACAACACAAUAAGUGAAAUUUAAAUUCUCCCGAAGGAAUCAAUAGCAGAAUAACUGAGGCAGAAGAAUGGAUAAGUGACCUGGAAGAUAAAAUAGUGGAAAUAACUACUGCAGAGCAGAAUAAAGAAAAAAGAAAGAAAAGAAUUGAGGACAGUCUCAGAGACCUCUGGGAAAACAUUAAACGCACCAACAUUCAAAGUAUAGGGGUCCCAGAAGAAGAAGAGAAAAAGGGACUAAGAAAAUAUUUGAAGAGAUUAUAGUUGAAAAUUUCCCUAAUAUGGGAAAGGAAAUAGUUAGGUCCAGGAAGCACAGAGUCCCAUACAGGAUAAACCCAAGGAGAAACACACCAAGACACAUAUUAAUCAAAUUAUCAAAAAUUAAAUACAAAGAAAAAAUAUUAAAAUCAGCAAGGGAAAAACAACAAGUAACAUACAAGGGCAUCCCCAUAAGGUUAACAGUUGAUCUUUCAGCAGAAACUCUGUAAGCCAGAAGGGAGUGGCAGGACAUAUUUAAAGUGAUGAAGGAGAAAAGCCUACAACCAAGCUUAUUCUGCCCAGCAAGGAUCUCAUUCAGAUUUGACAGAGAAAUUAAAACCUUUACAGACAAGCAAAAGCUAAGAGAAUUCAGCACCACCAAACCAGCUUUACAACAAAUGCUAAAAGAACUUCUCUAGUCAGGAAACACAAGAGAAGGAAAAGACCUACAAUAACAAACACAAAACGAUUAAGAAAAUGGGAAUAGAAACAUACAUAUCGAUAAUUACCUUAAAUGUAAAUGGACUAAAUGCUCCAACCAAAAGACAUAGACUGAAUGGAUCCAAAAACAAGACCCAUAUAUAUGGUGUCUACAAGAGACCCACUUCAGACCUAGGGACACAUACAGACUGAAAGUGAGGGGAUGGAAAAAGAUAUUCCAUGCAAAUGGAAAUCAAAAGAAAGCUGGAGUAGCAAUUCUCAUAUCAGACAAAAUAGACUUUAAAGCAAAGACUAUUACAAGAGACAAAGAAGGACACUACAUAAUGAUCAAGGGAUCAAACCAAGAGAAGAUACAACAAUUGUAAAUAUUUAUGCGCCCAACUUAGGAGCACCUCAGUACAUGAGGCAAAUACUAACAGCCAUAAAAGGGGAAAUCGACAGUAACACAAUCAGAGUAGGGGACUUUAACACCCCACUUUCCCAGUGGACAGAUCAUCCAAAAUGAAAAUAAAUAAGGAAACACAAGCUUUAAAUGAUACAUUGAACGAGAUGGACUUAAUUGAUAUUUAUAGGACAUUCCAUCCAAAAACAACAGAAUACACAUUCUUCUCAAGUGCUCAUGGAACAUUCUCCAGGAUAGAUCAUAUCUUGGGUCACAAAUCAAGCCUUGGUAAAUUUAAGAAAAUUGAAAUAGUAUCAAAUAUCUUUUCUGACCACAACGUUAUGAGACUAGAUAUCAGUUACAGGAAAAAAGCUGUAAAAAAUACAAACACAUGGAGGCUAAACAAUACACUACUUAAUAACCAAGAGAUCACUGAAGAAAUCAAAGAGGAAAUCAAAAAAUACCUAGAAACAAAUGACAAUGAAAACACGACGUCCCAAAACCUAUGGGAUGCAGCAAAAGCAGUUCUAAGAGGGAAGUUUACAGCAAUACAACCCUACCUUAAGAAACAAGAAACAUCUCAAAUAAACAACCUAACCUUGCACCAAAAGCAAUUAGAGAAAGAAGAACAAAAACCCCCAAAGUUAGCAGAAGGAAAGAAAUCAUAAAGAUCAGAUCAGAAAUAAAUGAAGGAAAUGAUAGCAAAGAUCAAUAAAACUAAAAACUGGUUCUUUGAGAAGAUAAAAUUGAUAAACCAUUAUCCAGACUCAUCAAGAGAAAAAGGGAGAAGACUCAAAUCAAUAGAAUUAGAAAUGAAAAAGGAGAAGUAACAACAGACACUGUAGAAAUACAAAGGAUUAUGAGAGAUUACUACAAGCAACUCUAUGCCAAUAAAAUGGACAACCUGGAAGAAAUGGACAAAUUCUUAGAAAUGCACAACCUUCUGAGACUGAACCAGGAAGAAAUAGAAAAUAUGAACAGACCAAUCACAAGCACUGAAAUUGAAACUGUGAUUAAAAAUCUUCCAACAAACAAAAGCCCAGGACCAGAUGGCUUCACAGGCGAAUUCUAUCAAACAUUCAGAGAAGAGCUAACAUCUAUCCUUCUCAAACUCUUCCAAAAUAUAGCAUAGGGAGGAACACUCCCAAACUCAUUCUACAAGGCCACCAUCACCCUGAUAGCAAAUCAGACAAAGAUGUCGCAAAGAAAGAAAACUACAGGCCAAUAUCACUGAUGAAAAGAGAUGCAAAAAUCCUCAACAAAAUACUAGCAAACAGAAUCCAACAGCACAUUAAAAAGAUCAUACACCAUGAUCAAGUGGGGUUUAUCCCGGGAAUGCAAGGAUUCUUCAAUAUAUGCAAAUCAAUCAACGUGAUACACCAUAUUAACAAGUUGGAGGAGAAAAACCAUAUGAUCAUCUCAAUAGAUGCAGAGAAAGCUUUCGACAAAAUUCAACACCCAUUUAUGAUAAAAACUCUCCAGAAAGUAGGCAUAGAGGGAACUUUCCUCAACAUAAUUAAGGCCAUAUAUGACAAACACACAGCCAACAACAUCCACAAUGGUGAAAAACUGAAACCAUUUCCACUAAGAUCAGGAACAAGACAAGGUUGCCCACUCUCACCACAGUUAUUCAACAUAGUUUUGGAAGUUUUAACCACAGCAGUCAGAGAAGAAAAAGAAAUAGAAGGAAUCCAAAUUGGAAAAGAAGUAAAGCUGUCUGUUUGCAGAUGAUGUGAUACUAUACAUAGAGAAUCCUAAAGAUGCUACCAGAAAAUUACUAGAGCUAAUCAAUGAAUUUAGUAAAGUAGCAGGAUACAAAAUUAAUGCACAGAAAUCUCUUGCAUUCCUAUACACUAAUGACGAAAAACCUGAAAGAGAAAUUAAGGAAACACUCCCAUUUACCAUUGCAACAAAAAGAAUAGAAUACCUAGGAAUAAACCUACUUAAGGAGACAAAAGACCUGUAUGCAGAAAACUAUAAGACACCGAUGAAAGAAAUUAAAGAUGAUACAAACAGAUGGAGAGAUAUACCAUGUUCUUGGAUUGGAAGUGUCAACAUUGUGAAAAUGACUAUACUACCCAAAGCAAUCUACAGAUUCAGUGCAAUCCCUAUCAAACUACCACUGGCAUUUUUUACAGAACUAGAACAAAAAAUUUCACAAUUUGUAUGGAAACACAAAAGACCCCAA